AUGUAUGGAAGUGCUAUUCAAGAGGAACUAAUAGGUAGAGUCAAACAGUCAGGUUUCUUUGCUGUACUUGCCGACGAAACUCAAGAUGUGUCACGUCAUGAACAGCUGUCACUUUGCCUUCGCUAUGUUGACUGCUCUUCUGGAAAGGCUCUUAUUCGAGAAGACUUUCUUGAAUUUGUUCAUGUUAGUGACGUUACAGCUGCAGCUUUAGCUUCGACGAUCAUGCAAAGGCUAAAAUCAUUCGGAUUAGAUUUGAAGAAUUUAGUUGGUCAGGGCUAUGAUGGAGCCGCUGUGAUGAGCGGACGGUUGAAAGGCGUAAGAACCAUAAUUACGAAUAAAUAUCCCCGAGCACAGUUCGUACACUGUGCAGCUCAUACUUUGAACUUAGUUUUGGCUCAUUCUUGCCAGAUCCCUGCAAUCAGAAACUGUAUCGGGACUAUUAAAAGCAUAAUUAACUUCUUUAGACAAUCAGCACUCCGAGAUGGCCUUCUAAAAAAAACUGCGGACGAGAUUGGAGCACCUCAUUCAACCCUUAUCUCGCUUUGUGAGACACGCUGGACGGAGAAACACACAGCCGUUGAAAGGUUUUCCGAGAUGUUUCCCGUGGUACUUGCUACACUUCAAGCUCUCCAAGAGUCGGAAAGGGAAGUAGCAACCCAAGCUUACCAGUUGCAAGUCGCAAUGGAAAAUAGCCAGUUUAUAGUGUCAAUGAUAAACCUACGUAAUGAACAGGAAUUCUCAAAUCUUUUUGAGGAAGCAAGAAAGUUGAGUUCCACUGAUAUAAGUGCUCCAAGAGUAAGUGGUAGACAAAUAAAUCGUAGUAAUAUACCAGGUCAAACUGCAGAAGUUUAUUAUCGACAAAAUGUGUUCUACCCGUUUAUCGAACACGUAACCACCGAGUUUGAUGCUCGCUUUAAGUCUCACGAAGAAGCAAUUUCAGGAAUUCAGUUGCUUCUGCCUAACCAGACUCAAAAUACCGAAGCAGCAAAGAAAUGUAUAGUAGGGAUAGGAGCAACAUUUCUUAGUGAAGUGGAAAUAAAAGGUUUGGUAAGCGAGUAUGAGCUCUGGCACAAUCAUUGGUCUAAUCAGGAAAAGCCCUCUACCGUAUUAGAAGCUAUGGACGGGUGUGACGAACUCUUUUUCCCAACGGUUAAGAAGCUUCUUCAAAUCUUAGCGACACUUCCAGUGUCAACUGCCACGCCUGAACGCAAUUUUUCCACUCUUAAGAGGCUAAAAACGUACUUAAGAAAUAGAAUGGGAGACGAGAGGCUUACAGGCCUCGCGCUUAUGAAAUAUCGCGAUAAAAUUAAAUGCCUCCGAAAUUAUAAAUAA
Molecule: messenger RNA, 1332 nt
Organism: Diorhabda sublineata
Lineage: Eukaryota; Metazoa; Arthropoda; Insecta; Coleoptera; Chrysomelidae
Product: zinc finger MYM-type protein 1-like
Exons: 2
Coding region: 1-1332 (443 amino acids)
Molecular function (GO): protein dimerization activity
Source: RefSeq, a predicted model, not a curated record